Molecule: messenger RNA, 741 nt
Organism: Saccharomyces mikatae IFO 1815
Lineage: Eukaryota; Fungi; Ascomycota; Saccharomycetes; Saccharomycetales; Saccharomycetaceae
Gene: EFM6
Product: putative protein-lysine N-methyltransferase
Exons: 1
Coding region: 1-741 (246 amino acids)
Source: RefSeq, a predicted model, not a curated record
AUGGAUAGUAUAUUUGGCGGAUUUGGAGAUCUUGUUGUUCCUAGACCAAAAGAGCACCUCGGUCAAACAGACCUAUCCUUCAGUGGAAAAUUAUUGCCUGCGUUAAAAAUUUGUGAAGACGGUGGUGAGAGUGGUUGCGGCGGUAAGGUCUGGAUUGCUGGUGAACUAUUAUGCGAGUACAUACUCGAGAAAUCAGUCGAUCACCUUUUGAGUAAAACAGUCGACGGCAAAAAACGGUUUAAAAAAGUCUUGGAACUGGGUAGUGGUACAGGCUUAGUAGGAUUGUGCGUGGGGUUGCUAGAAAAAAACGUGUACCAUGAUGGUACUAAGGUAUACGUUACGGAUAUAGACAAACUAGUGCCCUUGUUGAAAAGAAAUAUAGAAUUGGACAAAGUCCAGUAUGAGGUUCUUGCUAGAGAACUUUGUUGGGGUGAACCGCUAUCAGCAGAUUUUUCACCUCAAGAAGGUGAUUUGCAAACUAACAACGUUGAUCUAGUUUUGGCCGCUGAUUGUGUGUAUCUCGAAAAAGCUUUCCCAUUGCUAGAGAAAACAUUACUUGAUCUCACCGACUGCGUAUCCCCACCUGUAAUCUUGAUGGCUUACAAGAAAAGAAGAAAAGCUGAUAAGCAUUUUUUCAACAAGAUUAAAAGAAAUUUUGACGUUCUUGAAAUUUCAAAUUUCAGUAAAUUUGACUAUUAUCUUAAGCAAAGAACCCACUUGUUCCAGCUUAUCAGAAAGUGA